Molecule: messenger RNA, 3532 nt
Organism: Passer domesticus (house sparrow)
Lineage: Eukaryota; Metazoa; Chordata; Aves; Passeriformes; Passeridae
Gene: IRF2
Product: interferon regulatory factor 2
Exons: 10
Coding region: 1428-2501 (357 amino acids)
Biological process (GO): regulation of transcription by RNA polymerase II; immune system process
Cellular component (GO): nucleus
Molecular function (GO): RNA polymerase II cis-regulatory region sequence-specific DNA binding; DNA-binding transcription factor activity, RNA polymerase II-specific
Source: RefSeq, a predicted model, not a curated record
UGUCUUCAGAUGGGAAAGGUGGAAAAGAACAUAAAAAAAUGUGUCAAACACAAUUAGGUAAGCCAAAGAGUCAUGCUGCUAAAGGCAUGGGAACAAUUAGAAUAUACUCUUUGCAGCUCAUCAAACCCAGGAAGCUUGCUGAUAAGUUAUCCAUGCGUACAAGGAGUGCCCAAGGAAGAUACAGUCAGUGGAAGAGUGCAACAAAUUCCCUGAGCCUUGCUUCACCAAGAAAGACUUUAAAGAGAUUCUUUUGCAAGAGAUUGUUUUUUAAAGGAGUGAACAUGUCGGGGAGUUUUCCAAAGUGAAGCGUCGGUGAAACACAGUGUGAGAACUAACCAUUGGGAAGAUGAAGUGGAAGGCAGGAGGUGAUACUUGUUGCAGAGUUUUGAAACAACCGAAAUGGAAAGUUGCUGAUGUGUUGCCUCUUGUGUGUAACUCCUUGAGUAGGCCUGCUUUGGUGCUCCAGAAAUAGAAUGUAACAAAUGAGCUGUCCGUUUUUCAGGGUUUCUUUGGAGACUCAGAACUCGAGGAUGGGCAUUUUUGUUUGUUUGGUUGGUUGCCAAGGGUUAGUGAAUGGGACUAGUGAACAUGGGUAUAAGUGUGAAACAGUGACAGAGGCUAGGCCUGACUUUUGUUGGCAGGGAGUUGAGUGUCAUGACUCUCCUAGUGUUCUCUAAAGGUAUUGCUGAUCUGUUGUCUGGUUGAUGCAGUCCUUACUAAAGCAGGGCCAGUUUCAAGGUGGGAUCAGUUUGCUUUGGGCUGUGUAGUCGUGGCCAGUAUGCUCAGUGAACCUCACCCCAAGUCUGCCCAGGGCCUACGCCAUUCAAGGGGUGGAGAAAGGGAUAGGUACAAGUUUGCUGGUUGUAUUAACUCAUUUGGAGCAUGAAAAUCCCAAAGGCUGAACCACAGAGUCUGCAGAAAAAUCUUAUUUUGAAAGUGUGGGUGUAAGUUUGUAGAUGAAGUUCAGUACAGACCAAUUUCAGUGUAAUAUGUAUGGAAAGGAUUGCAAUGCUAAUUUUCUGUACACAAAAAUAAAGCAUGAACUGACUUUCUACUCAGGAAAAAAAUCAUACAGCUUGUAUAAUCCAAUGAAAAGAUAAAUUCUGUGCCAAGAUGUGCCUAAUAAAGGACAGGUUAGGAAUUAUUAGGAAGGAGUUAAAAAAAGAAAUAAAAAGCACCAUCAUGCCACUACAAAUCCAUGUUGCUCCCCUCUCCUGUUUCAGGAAGUACUGAAAUUUGCUGAGCUACAGAGGAGAAUGUCAAAGAUGAUGAAGGGCAGGAAGGAGCUUUUGUGAAAGAAUCAAAGGUGACAAGAAUAGUGGAGCAGAGAAGUUAAGAAUGAUGCAGAGAACACAGAUGUGAAGAGCAAAAGAGAGAGGAAGGAGCUGAGCCCGGUGCAGAAGGGGCAAGCAGAAGCAGCAGCCUAAAUGCAACUCCUUCCCAGGUGGGUGACAAUGCCUGUCGAAAGGAUGCGGAUGCGGCCCUGGCUGGAAGAACAAAUCAACUCUAACAGAAUACCGGGGCUGAAAUGGCUAAAUAAGGAGAAGAAGAUUUUUCAGAUUCCCUGGAUGCAUGCCGCAAGACAUGGUUGGGAUGUUGAAAAAGAUGCUCCCUUAUUUAGAAACUGGGCAAUUCACACAGGAAAAUACCAGUCAGGAGUAGAUAAACCUGAUCCAAAGACAUGGAAGGCAAACUUCCGUUGUGCUAUGAACUCCCUGCCUGACAUAGAAGAAGUGAAGGACAAAAGUAUAAAGAAAGGAAACAAUGCCUUCAGGGUGUACCGGAUGCUGCCCUUAUCUGAAAGACCUUCCAAAAAAGGAAAAAAGACGAAAUCUGAGAAAGAUGACAAGUUCAAACAAAUUAAGCAAGAGCCAGUUGAAUCAUCUUUUGGGAUGAAUGGGCUAAAUGCUGUCACUUCUGACUAUUUCCUGUCCUCCAGUAUAAAAAAUGAAGUUGACAGUACAGUGAACUUUGUAGUUGUAGGACAGCCACACCUUGAUGGCAGCAAUGAGGAGCAGGUGAUAGUUACCAACCCUCCUGAUGUUUGUCAGGUGGUAGAGGUGACAACAGAAAGUGAUGAACAGCCCCUCAGCAUGAGCCAGCUGUACCCUCUACAGAUCUCCCCUGUCUCAUCCUAUGCAGAAAGUGAAACAACAGACAGCGUUCCAAGCGAUGAAGAAAAUGCAGAGGGACGACUUCAUUGGCAGAAAAAAAACAUUGAGGGCAAACAGUAUCUCAGCAAUCUAGGAAUGAGGAACACUUCUCAUAUGCUUCCCAGCAUGGCAACUUUUGUAGCCAACAAGCCUGACCUCCAAGUCACCGUCAAAGAAGAAAGCUGCCCACUGCCUUACAACAGCUCCUGGCCUCCUUUCCCAGACAUCCCUCUGCCACAAGUAGUGUCCACAGCCUCCACGAGCAGCAGCCAGCCAGACCGUGAGACACGGGCCAGCGUCAUCAAGAAAACGUCAGACAUCACUCAGUCAAGAGUCAAGAGCUGCUAAGCCUUUGACAGUGUGGUUUUUUAGCUUUGUUUAGUUUGAUUUUGUAUUUUACGUUUCUCUAAGAGAGGUUCAUCCCUUGGCGCACACGAGACAAACUCUAAAGUAAAGCCUUGGCAAUAUAAAACCUUGCAGUGUCUGACUCCAGUGCCGGAGUGUUUUUAACUCAGGACUCCAGCAGUCAGUGUGUAUACCUGAACCCAUAUUUCCAAGGUUGCUACAUAGGAAAAGAACCCAAGAACUUUGGCCCACUCACAGGUUCCAGUGUUUCAUAAGAGGACCAAGCGACCACAAGGGAAGUGGUGCUGCUGCGCUUCUUGCUGUCAAGGCUCUGAUGGGACUGAAAGCCUCAGAAUGGGAGAGAAAAUGUGAACUAGCUGGAAUAUUUUUAAAUAAAGAAAAAUCUAUUGUGAAUAUUGUACAUAGUGCAGUACUAGCAAAGUUGCAGUCUGCUUCUGCACCUUAUUAAGAAAGCACUUACAAAAGGCCUUUUAUUACCUUGCUCUACUUAAUGGCACAUUGAAGGUCCCUCUCCACCUGUAUUCUUUUCCAAGGCUAUUCUUGCUAAAGUGUCUUUAAAGAAUAGAGGAAGGGAAAGGAAACUAAAACUUUCCGUGUGGAUUUCAUACGUUCUGAGACUGCUUUCAUCAUGUUUGUUUCUAAUCUGCUAUGCUUGAAUGCCGCGUGGUACAAUAGAAAAAAGAAAAACUUAUUACAGAGAUAUUAUGCAAAUUCCCAGAUUUAAAAAAGAAGAAAAAUACUCUAAUUCUAACCAGAGCAAGCUUUUUUAUUUUUUAUACAGGGGAAUAUUUUAUUCAAAGUAAAAUUCUAAAGUGAUAUAAUUUUUUUUAAUCUUUUCUACAGCAAAAUUUAUAAUUUUAAGAUUCAGUCCUUGGUUAUCAGCAGUUAUGACAUCCUUGUGGCACAUUUUUUUUUAAUUUUGUAAAGGUGAAAUAGCUUUUAUGAGCUCAUGUAGCAAUCAGAUUAUCCUGUGGAUUGAUAAUAAAUAUGGUAUAUAGUUAAAUUUUUAAUAA